UUAAAAAAAAAAGGAAAAAUGUAAAAAACACUAUCUACACAAAGCCGAACAGAGAGAAACGGACGGGGCGGCUUAAGUUAUGGAAGAGGAAAAAGCGGCAGCUUACUACGACGAGCUCACGCGUAAAGGAGAAGGAGCUGCUCGUUUCAAGCAAGGCCUUGGCUUUUCCUCCGGAGCCACCACCGGCGUUCCGGAGAGAGGAUCGGCGAUCGCAUCAUCCUCCUCUUCGUUUCUCAAUCAGUUCGUCAAGGCUUCUUCCAACCCUAAAUCCACCGAAAACGAUUCCGAGAUCCGAUCCAUCAGAGAUAAAUUGAACAACAAGAAGAAGAGGCCUGAAACUAGUGUUCCGGAGAGGAGCUACAGAGAUUCGAGCGAACGGCGUCGUUACCGGAGUAGAGAGAGGGAUGAGAGAGAUAGAAGCCAUAGAAGGAGAAGCAGGAGUGCAGAGAGGCGUGAUAGGUAUGAUGAUAGAGAGAGACGUAGGAGGAGGAGUCGGAGCCGGAGCAGGAGUACUUCGCCGAGGAGGGAACGUAGGAGGAGCGAAGAUGAGCGAAGAGGAAGGAGGAGAGAAGAUGUUAAGGAGAAGAAGAUUGAUUACUCGCGGUUAAUCAAAGGCUACGAUGAUAUGUCGGCUGCUGAAAAAGUGAAGGCCAAGAUGAAGCUCCAGCUUGAUGAAACUGCUGAGAAAGAUACCAAUAGAGGUGCUGGAUGGGAACGAUUUGAGUUUGACAAAUAUGCCCCGGUUGAUGAUGAGGAAGUAGAAGAAGGUACCAAUGAUGACGCUGCCUUAGUCAAGCGCAUGGGACAGAGCUUUAGGUUUAAUGCCAUCGAGGCGAAAAGGGAAGAGCAACUAAAAGCCGCACACGAUGAAGCCAUGUUUGGAGCACCCACAUGCCAAACUCCUAGUGACAAAAUCGAGGAUGAUGUGCCAGUGACAACUAAUGAAAAGGGCGUUGAAGGAGAAAGCAACAGUGGCGCGACAAAUCUUCUUAGCGAAAAGGUACUGGCAAAACAACAAGGAUCUUGGCGUGACCGAGCUCGCAAGUCAUGAGUAUCCUGUGUAUAUUGAAGGUCAAGAUUAGUGUAGUUUAUAAGUAUUGAUUUUUUUUUUUUUACAAGAAAUUUUGUUAAUUUAACUUUGAAUAUAAAGGUCAAAUUAUUGUUCUUCUCUGAUACAACCGAAUAAACAGAUUUUUCAACGAUCAAUGAUAAUUCAAAU
Messenger RNA from Eutrema salsugineum, 1219 nucleotides. RefSeq names its product pre-mRNA-processing ATP-dependent RNA helicase prp5. The transcript is spliced from 6 exons. Gene Ontology annotation, biological process: alternative mRNA splicing, via spliceosome. NCBI's taxonomy places the organism in Eukaryota, Viridiplantae, Streptophyta, Magnoliopsida, Brassicales, Brassicaceae. The record is from RefSeq and is a predicted model, not a curated record. Gene Ontology annotation, cellular component: cytoplasm; nucleus. Bases 80 to 1051 code for a protein of 323 amino acids.